Molecule: messenger RNA, 828 nt
Organism: Phanerochaete carnosa HHB-10118-sp
Lineage: Eukaryota; Fungi; Basidiomycota; Agaricomycetes; Polyporales; Phanerochaetaceae
Exons: 4
Coding region: 1-828 (275 amino acids)
Biological process (GO): protein phosphorylation
Molecular function (GO): protein kinase activity; ATP binding
Source: RefSeq, a predicted model, not a curated record
AUGGCACCAGAGAUUUUGGAUCCGGCAAGGUUUGAUUUGCAGCAUAUGCGGCACACUCCUGAAAGCGACAUUCACCCAUUUGCGAUGUGUGUUUGGACGAUUUUUGACGGCAAUGCCCCUUUCCACGAUUAUCCGGCAAUCAAGGCUACGUUCGCGAUUAUCGAAGGCGAGCGCCCCCCGCAGCACACGACUAUGCACCCACUUCCGUUACCUUUGUGGUCUUUACUGAAUCUCUGCUGGAAAGAGCGACCGAGAGAUAGGCUCAGCUCCCCGGACCUAUAUCUUCGUCUUCGGUGCAUGUUUCAACCUGUUAAUCGUCUACGCACCAGUCUACCGCCAACCGUCCGUAACCUGGCAAGCGUGUACACUGGCGUCGAGCGUCUUGUCCCCCAGAUUAUAUAUCGACCCCCGAAGGCUCGACAGCUGGCAGGCACGAACGCGUCACCUAUUAUGUUCAAUGUCUUGGGCCAGCGCGGUUGUGGGAUCAACUGCCUCGACGCGCUCAAUGAACGGUUUUCGGAGUUGCAAAAUUCGAACGACAUCAUUGAGUGCUAUGGGUGCAUGGCUCUGAGAAUCAUGCCCUGGUCGGUCUCCAUACAUUUUCACUCCGGCACCACUUGGGCAGAUCUGGCUAUGCGUGUCAGUUCCUACACACAGACUUUCCUGGACGAGUCGUUGACGAAAUAUUUGGGACCUGACACUCGCUGGAGGCUGGGGCCUGGUGCCAUCACACUGUUCGACCUCGAGCUGGUCGGUCUACAGCCUGUGGCUGUGCGAGACUGGCAAGUCCACUUCCGGGUUCGUCAAGUGGUACCUCUUGCAGCCUAG